CGGUGGCGGCCGAAGACGCGCCAGGCGAAACUGGGUUGUCCUCCGGGCCGGCAGUGGAACAGACGCAUCCGAUACGCGAACAACACACUCGGACUCACUGUAACGAUAUUGUACCGACCCGUUCGCUAUUGUCGCUGUCUCGUCGUCGUGGUCGUUGUCGUUUUGUCGCCGUUGUUCGUGUUCGAUAUUAUUGUUUUUCCCGUUGCGCUAAAAACGGCUAACACGUUAUUUUCAACGCAAUAAUAAUAAUAACAACCUGACCGUCACCUGCAGCCGCCCGCACACAUACCUACCUACCUACCUACCCUACAGCCGGUGACCGGCGCGGCGGUCUCUAUAUUGAAAACACCGCCCAUAACAGCUAUGUGUAUUAAAAAACCGCACAAGUCAAAAUUGGUUUUACUAUAGCGAAAUUUGUUGUUAAUAAUUUUUUCGCAACGGCUAGUGCCGAUCAUGUCGAUCCGCUGUUGUGAUCGCGUACGGUACCGCGCCUAAGUGUCCAGUGUACCGCUCUGUGUCAGGAUAACAAAAUCUUGGGAUCAAUUGUCAUACCACAGAUUCGUAAACCGCGGACCUCGUUGCGAACACUGCAUCCAUUUGCCCUGGAUCUCGGCUGUCCGUAAAUGAUCUAUUAAUCAGACGGCGUGGCCAAAGUGAUGAGCGUGGUGGACACGUCACCGGCGUGGUACACCUACUACCCACGACCAGCGACUCAGCCGCGUGACGCCAGCAUGCGCGAGAAGCACUCGAGCCCUCGUAAAAUGGUGAUGCCUCCUUUGCCGUGCACGUCGCCCAAACAGGCGUCCGUCUACCCGACCGGCCGGCCGGCCGACCAUCCGGACAACAUGCCGUUCGACUUGUCCCGCAGCAGCAACACCGGCGGCAACAGCAACAACAACAACAACAACAACAACGGCAGCAGUGGCCGACGUACGCCAUCGCCGCUGCACCGCAUGUCGCCGGCCGCGUUCAAGCCGUACGAGAACAACAACGACCAGCCACUGGACCUGCGAGUGGACCACAAGAAGUCCCACCGCGACGAGAUGGAAGACGAGAACCAGAACCUGAUCAUCAGGACGCCGUCGCCCGAAGACAUCCAGGUAGACAGCCCGGGACCGCCCCAACCGCAUCCAGCCUCGCAGACUGCGCACAGCCCGUGUUCGUCAGACAAGGACGACGAUCACAGACGGAUAAUGGACGAAGAGUGCUCCCGCCGGAUGGUCAACUACCCGGUGUUGUUCCCGCCGCAGCCGCUUCAUCCUAUGAUGCUGGAAGCCAUGUACCGCGUGGGCGACAAAUCCCGGUUACCCGGGCUGGCCGGUUAUCAGGCCGGCGGUGCCGGCGGCGGUUACCACAGACCGCCGCACUAUCCGUUCAUCAACGCGUCAUUGCUCAACGGACACCACCACGUGCCACCGCCCACCUACGACGUCGUCAGGCCGCCAGCGCCCGUGACCAGAUCUCCGCAAAAGACGUUCCAAGAAACGUCCGGCAAACCAAAAGACCGAUAUUCAUGCAAGUUCUGUCAAAAAGUAUUUCCCCGGAGCGCCAACUUAACCAGGCAUUUGCGCACACAUACAGGGGAGCAGCCGUACAAGUGCAACUAUUGCGAGAGGUCGUUCAGCAUAUCGUCCAACUUGCAAAGACACGUGCGGAACAUACACAACAAAGAGAAACCUUUCAAGUGUCCGCUUUGCGAACGGUGCUUCGGUCAGCAGACCAACUUGGACAGGCAUCUUAAAAAGCACGAGGCGGACGGACCGACGAUCAUGGACGACCGACUGGCGGCGGCCGCCGAUCACAGGCGCUCCAGGCCCGGCGUCGGCGACGAUUCCUACUUCGAGGAGAUCCGGUCGUUCAUGGGCAAAGUCAGCGAGGACGGCAGCCGGUUCGCCACCGCCGCGGCCGCCGCCGCCCUGGCCGCCCACAACCGGCACGCGCCCUAUCCGCCGCCGCCGCAGCAACAGCAACAGCAACUCGUCCGGCCGCUGUGCCUUUACCGCCGCGGGUCCGCCGAAAACGAACGGUUCUCGUCGUCGUCGGCCGGCAGCGCGUCGUCCGAGUCGCCCAACAAGGAUGUGGCCGCCUCGACGGUCGCGGCCACCGAGAAAGAGACCAACAACAACACCUGA
Messenger RNA from Adelges cooleyi (spruce gall adelgid), 2132 nucleotides. RefSeq names its product transcription factor hamlet-like. NCBI's taxonomy places the organism in Eukaryota, Metazoa, Arthropoda, Insecta, Hemiptera, Adelgidae. The record is from RefSeq and is a predicted model, not a curated record. Gene Ontology annotation, cellular component: nucleus. The transcript is spliced from 4 exons. Gene Ontology annotation, biological process: regulation of transcription by RNA polymerase II. The coding region runs from base 657 to 2132 and encodes 491 amino acids.